UAUAGGUUUAAACAUAUUUCCCUUCUCCUUUACUUUAGAUCUACUUAUUUUCAUCCUAUCGUUUCGAACAAGUUUCAAGCCUCGGUUCAUGCAGUUUUAUAGGAAUAAUCCUCUUAUGGUUAUUUUAACUAUCAACAUCUUAUCGAAAAGGAAAGUCUGUACGAGGGAUUGAUAAUGGAAUUGUCUACGAGCUCACGACCUAGAGGUGUAGUGAGUACCCCGUCACACGAAACAAAAUUAAGGAUAUGGUCAUCUCUCAUCCACACCUUAUCUUUACUAAGCUGAAACAGCGGAAGUUCCCAGAUCUUUCAUACAGGUAUCCUCCGCCAGCGAUGAAGUUUCUCCAGGUACUGCAGCUUCCUUCUCCGUCGGGGAUGUCCUCAGAGCCUGCAAUGGUCCAGGGGGAUGAUUGGCGGAACCCAGCAGACCACCGACUGCGAUUCCUGGUACGAGUGAACCGUACCCUCGAGCCUCCAGGUUUAAAAAACAGCCCAAAAAUCCAGUUCCAAUCCAGGCCUUCGCUCGUCUUCUUCACGGCCUUUCCUAUCCUCUUCCGCUUUUUAACCUUUUUCUUGACGACACAGUCGAAGGUGGGUUGA
Belonocnema kinseyi is the source of this 599-nucleotide messenger RNA. RefSeq lists its product as uncharacterized. Bases 246 to 599 code for a protein of 117 amino acids. NCBI's taxonomy places the organism in Eukaryota, Metazoa, Arthropoda, Insecta, Hymenoptera, Cynipidae. The record is from RefSeq and is a predicted model, not a curated record. The transcript has 4 exons.